AUGCUGUCCCGAUGGCUGCCGGCCAUGGCCUUCAUCACUGCCCUUCUCUUGGUAAACCAAGCUCAGGCUCAGUCGGGCUCUGCGGAUAGCAACACGUCCUUUUCCUUCCCUUCCUUCCCGGCGGGAAGCUGCGACACCGGUGGUCGGCUGAGGUGCAUGCACAACAGCAGCGUGCGCGACGGCUACAUCGCCCUCCUCCGUGAAGAGGGCAACGGCACGGACCCCAACCUGCUGCUCAAUAGCAUCGGGCGGGUACUGUACAACCGGCCGGCGAUAACAUGGCCAGCGAGUUUCGACACCAACUUCACCGUCCUCAUCCGCAAGCGCGCCAACGCGACCAACUUCGGGGACGGCAUGGCGUUCGUGAUGACCACCGACAUGCGGCAGAGCCCUCCGCAAAGCUUCGGCGGUUUCUUAGGACUGUUCGACCACAGUACGAAUGGUGAGCCACGGAAUCCAUCCCCUGUAUUUUAUGCCAAUCAAAUAUUAGGGAUCCUUGUCCAAGGCCUGCUUCUUUCAGCCCCCACACUUCCGCGUCGUUCCAUGACUCGAUCCAAAAACCCAAAUUAACGUACUUGUUCUUUAUAAUUUCAAACACAAUGGAUCAAAAAAUGGAAAUUUACUGCCAUUCGGCCAGGAGAUUCGCAAAAGGAAUGUAAUUUAUUUUCAAUUUGAAGUUUUUAGGUGACCUAAAAGAAGUUGAAUUUGAGGUUCCAUGUAUUGCUAUCGACUUCGUGGCUAAUGAAGGGAGGUCGAAGGCCAAUUCAUUCCUAGUAUCCAUUCCAGCUCCAAGCUCCUUUAAUUCACGGCUGUCAGUAUUAAGUGGAAGGUGGGAGUUAGGAGCAGCAACUUGUUUAUCUCAUUUAUCGUUCUUGUUGGACUCCGUCCCUGGGAAUCGAAGCUCCUCUCCUCGCCUGGUCGAUCUUAUCAAAGUUGCGGGUACAAAGUCGAUGCCGUAAGGGAGGCGAUACUUUUCAUUAAGCUUUCUAGUUUAUUUAUGUAAUUGUUUCGAUUUUGAGGGACACGAGAAAUUCUCCGACUGAUAAUUUUGAGCAGUUGAAUAUUUCGGUCUCGGUUUGAUCAAGUUACGGCCACGUGGCAGGGAACACCACGGGGCAGCUGGCCGUGGAGAUCGACACCUUCCGGAACGAGUACGAUACCGCGGACUACCACGUCGCUGUUGACAUCGCUAGCAUCAUCUCUAACUUCACUGCCCCUCUUAGCGACGUCAACGUCCAGUUGAUGAAGGAGAAACCAGUGACUUACAGGGUGAAAUACGAUGGGUGGACGAAGAGCCUCGAGGUCUCGGCGGGAUACGCCGACGAGAGACCCCUCAAGAGCGUUCUCAACUUCUCUAUCGUCAUCGCUCAGAUAAAUCCCAUCUACGUGGGUUUCACUGCGGGCUCGGGUCCCUCGUCCAACUACAGCGAGAGCAUCCGGGUUCUUAGCUGGUACUUCUCCUUCACCCCGCUGCCGGAGUGGUCCCUCCAGGAGCCGGGCGACCGGAAAAGGAACUUGGGCGCCAUUCUCUCCAUCGUCCUAUCGACCGUUCUGGGUGUUCCCUUGCUGGGGCUGCUGAUCCUGCUGGGGGCGAGGAGGUUGAAGAAGUGGAGGAGGUGGCGGUGGCUGGAGGCUCUGUCGAGGACCGCAGCGAGUGCGCCCAAGAUGUACACGUACGACGCACUCUCAAAGGCCACGAGGCACUUCAGCAGCGCAAAUUUAAUCGGCAAGGGAGGCUUCGGCAGCGUCUACAGAGGCCAUCUGUCUAAUCCUCCGUCUGUAGUCGCCGUCAAGAGAAUCUCCGCCACCUCGAAGCAAGGUUCGUCCACAGCUCUCGCUCUCUCUCUUCUUCCCCAUCCCUGCCUCUCAUAAUCUUGUUUGAAUGCGGUGAAUUACGUUCUCCUUCCACUGUUUUAUUGCAAUGCUGUCUGUCUGUUGUCGUUGAUCUUCCCGCUCUUGGUAUCGAUCAGGCGAGAGGGAGUACUUUGCGGAGAUAUGCACCAUCGGCCGUCUCCGUCACAAGAACAUCGUGCAGCUUCAGGGGUGGUGCCACAGCGGCAAGAGCCUCCUCCUCGUCUACGAGUUCAUGCCCAACGGAAGCCUCGACCACCACAUUACCGCCGGAACCCUCGACUGGUCCACUCGCAACCGCAUACUCCUCGGCCUUGCCUCCGCCCUCCUUUACCUCCACGAGGAGUGCGGCGGCACCGUCGUCCACCGCGACGUCAAGCCCAACAACGUCCUGCUCGAUGUCGAUUUCGAGGCCCACCUCGGCGACUUCGGCCUGGCCCGCCUUGCCCAGGGAACAGACCGGAGCACCUCCACUACCGCCCUCGCCGGCACCAUCGGGUACCUCGCCCCCGAGUACGGCUACACCGGCAAGGCCACCCCUGAGUCCGAUGUCUUCAGCUACGGCGUCGUGGUGCUGGAGGUGAUCUGCGGGCGGAGGUCCCUGCUGGGGUUGGACGAUAAUAACCUUUUGGAUCACGUCUGGGACCUCUACGUCUCCGGCGAGCUGCUCAAGGCGGUGGACGCGAGGCUGAAUGGGCUGUUCAACGAGGAAGAGGUGAGGAGGGCUCUCCUUGUGGGGCUCAUGUGCGCCCACCCGAUCCCGUCGAGCCGGCCCAGGUGCAGGCAGGUGGUGCAGAUCCUCGGGAACCUGAACGAGCCGCUGAUGGCGAUGCCGGACACCCGACCGGACACAAUCGUCCCCUCCACGUCCCCUGGGUUCGACGAAAUCACCCCUAUGGACACCGGUCCCAUGACGCCGCCCGUCAGCUCCACGUCGGAAUCCCUACUUGCUCGCUGA
Molecule: messenger RNA, 2809 nt
Organism: Spirodela intermedia
Lineage: Eukaryota; Viridiplantae; Streptophyta; Magnoliopsida; Alismatales; Araceae
Source: the annotation of a GenBank genome assembly